Effrenium voratum is the source of this 1187-nucleotide messenger RNA. The record is from the annotation of a GenBank genome assembly. Lineage: Eukaryota; Dinophyceae; Suessiales; Symbiodiniaceae.
UCAGGCAUCAUCAGUUUCACCAUCUUUCAGGGCUGGGCCUUCUACAAGCACCACCGGGAGGAGUACCUGCAGCGAAUGUCCUCGCCGGGAUCUUUGACGUGGCUUUCGUUUCUUCUGCUUCUGCAAGUGGCCUCCUUCAUUUGGCUGUGCUUCAACAGGAGUCCGCCCCGGGAGCGCAAGGAAGAUCCCACGCCCGCGCGGCGCCGCGCGCUUGCCGCCACUUUGGUGUGCUCCUGCUCGUCCGCCUUCAUGGACCUUGCGGCCAAGGGCUGGUCCUCCACAGAGGUCAACGAGACGGGGCGCCCCAGCCUCGGCCUGUCCUCCGCGGUGUUCUGGGUCUCCCUCUGCGCCAACCUGAUCUUCCUGGUGCUGAUGCGUUGGGCUACGAUCUAUGGCUGUCGCAGGUGCGACGUGCUGAUUUUCGUGCCCCUGAACACCACGGCAAACAUCAUCUUCUCCGUAGCCUCCGGGAUGAUCUGCCUCUCAGAGUACAAGUCCGUGAAGUCCUGGCCUGGCCUGGUGACAGCGGGCCUGUCCAUGCUUUGCGGCAUCUUCAUGCUGGUGACCGGCCCGGCAGAGACCAUGGCUGCGUCCUCAGCUCUCCGAUUGGAGCAAGAGAAGAGCAAGGCCAGCGAGAGUCCAAGAUCCAGCCCGGCGGUGUCGGGGUCAGCCUCGCCGUGCUCCAGCUUCACCAGCAACACGGUGAGAGGAGUGGUUCCGCGGGAGCGAGCGAACCCGGAGCCGCCGCUGUCGCCCUGCCAACUGCAGUCCCGGGUCUCGGCCCUGAGCUUCGUCUAUUUGAACCGCAUCCAUCGCCGCGCCGCGAGGGCGCGAAGCGAGAAGAGUAUCCAUUGCGGGGACCGAGACGAAGGUGCGCGUGACGUGGCCGCGGAGCCUUGACACGUCGGACUUCCCAGAGACCGACAGCUCCGUGAGUGAGGGUAGCUUCGCCAGACAGGGAGUUCUGCAAAAGGUUGGGCCACCGACUUACUGGAUGUGUCAGCUGACCGGCGACAUCAGUGGGCCAACCUAGUCAGCAUGCCAAUGGAAGAAAAGAAGGUCAGACGCGUGACGACCAUGUUUUUUCAGCUAGCACUCCGCCACCUUCCUUCCCUCGGAUGAGGAGAUCCUCUGGAAGGCUGAGGGCCAUCGGAUCCGAAAGGGAUGCCCGUGAACGGUGCGGCUGU